CGGGAAGAUGGAUUCCCUUUUCGAGCGACGGGUGACGUGAUCAGAUUCACCUGCUCAUUCGGGUUGCUCCGUAUCUCGUUGAUGGUGCACUACCUCGCAAUGAUCUAGUGACCCUCCAGUCUGCUGGAUCUCUAGUCAUUAGUGUCAUCAUUAGUCUUCCCUACUGUACGGAUACCGGGCAUUAAUUGCUGGGGUCUCUUAUUAGUGGGCCACAGUCUUAAGAGGCGUCGGCGUUUAAUAGGAAUUACGCUCGGAGGCGCAGAGUUCAGACCGGACGAGCAAGCGUUCUCAUUCACAAAAAGGUUGCCGGCACCUUCUUCUAUUUGCCGAACCGCUCAGACAGGAUUGGGAAGCAUUGAUUGACCAUCGCAAACUUGGGACUCUGCCGUCUCCAAUUCGACCCCCAACUUUUCUACUAUCGUUUUAAUUACUUAUAAGAAGGCGUGCACCGGUCGAUACCCCCCUCGGCCGACCUCGCUACGAUGUCACUAUUAUUCCAGAGAGGCCUGGCAACCAUGGCAUCGCUCAAGAAGGCAAGCAAAGUCGUGUGCAUUGGCCGCAACUAUGCGGACCACAUCGCGGAGCUGAACAGCGCGCGGCCCAAGCAGCCAUUCUUCUUCCUUAAGCCGCCCUCGUCCAUCCUGCUUCCCGGAGAGGGCCCGGUCAUCCGACCCCGGGGCAUUAACCUCCACUAUGAGGUCGAGCUUGCCCUGGUCAUCGGCAAGCGGGUGAGGGACUUUGAUGCGUUAGACGAGAAGGCCGCCCUGGACGCCGUCGAGAGCUACGCGCUCAGCAUCGACAUGACCGCCAGGAACGCGCAGAACGAGGCGAAGAAGAAGGGCCUCCCCUGGGACAUCGCCAAGGGGUUCGACACGUUCCUGCCGCUGAGCAAGAUCAUCGCCAAAUCGGCCAUCCCGGACCCGCACAAGAUCGAGCUGUACCUGACGGUCAACAACGUGGUGCACCAGAACGACUCGACCGAGCUGAUGCUGUUCCGCAUCCCGCAGAUCCUGGGCGACAUCUCCAAGGUCAUGACGCUCGAACCCGGCGACAUCGUCCUGACGGGCACCCCCAAGGGCGUCGGCGCCGUGGUCCCCGGCGACGUCAUGCGCGCCGGCAUCAGGAUCAACGGCAAGGAGCUCGAGGAGGCCAAGAUCGAGGUCGCUGUUGAGGAGUCGACCAGCUCGUACGAGUAUGCCGAGACAUGAUUCUCACCGUUCGUGCUGGAGAGGUGUUGCAGUGCAAGAAAAGCAAAACAUGAAAUGGAACUUUCUAUACUUUGUAUUUCGAGACAAGCCAUAGAUUUUAAAUCACAAUAACUACAUGAUAUAUA
Lasiosphaeria miniovina is the source of this 1333-nucleotide messenger RNA. RefSeq lists its product as uncharacterized. Gene Ontology annotation, cellular component: mitochondrion. The transcript has 3 exons. The coding region runs from base 483 to 1208 and encodes 241 amino acids. Gene Ontology annotation, molecular function: acetylpyruvate hydrolase activity. The record is from RefSeq and is a predicted model, not a curated record. NCBI's taxonomy places the organism in Eukaryota, Fungi, Ascomycota, Sordariomycetes, Sordariales, Lasiosphaeriaceae.